AUGCAGCGGAUGAAGCUUUACUCCUGCAAUGUGUUACGUCAUGUUUUCUUCCUCAUUCUCCUUGGAGUGGCAAUUUACAUAUUUAUGAAGUUGUCUAUGAUGAAAAAUCAGAGUGAACGCCAUGUGAACAUGCUAUCAGAACAAUUGAGAAAUAAAACAUUUUCACAGAUUGAACACACUGCCAAUAUGUUUCUUCCCCUAAAUUACUCAGCAUCAAGCUUGGCUAGAGGUCUAAGUUCAUCUCUCAAUGGAACUCAGUUACCCUUCACCGAAAUCCAAACUAAGGUAGCACCUCUUUUGUUUUUGUCACUUUCAACAAUCCCAUUCGUAUCACAAGUGUCAUACGUGGGACAAGAUAGGCUGAUGCUCGCUUUUUACACUGAAGAAGGCCACGACGAGGACCAAACUUUUGCAGUGUUUUCCAAUACUUCAUCUGCAGUAUGGUAUAGUCAGCCAGUGAAUCGUGACACGGGGAUGCUUUAUGGGCAACCAGUGGUUGUUGAUACAAAAACAGUUGGCGUUGAGACUCUAGGCUGGUCUAAAGAAUCCUUAAAAGGAACAAUGGGGUAUGCAUCUCAGUCCUCUAUUAGCAUUGGUUUGAACAAGGCCAAGAGGGAAUUAUUUUUCAAUACAGCCACAAUGGAUGGAAGAGGUAAGAUCUCUGUGGGGUUUCCAGUACAAUAUGUGGAUGACAGAUUUUCCGCCUUAAAUUUUUACGGUGCGGAUUUUCACCUGGCUAGUAACAAUGGUCAAGUAAUUGUGGACACAAAGAUUCCUCAUACCAGCAUAAUCGUGUAUAAUGGUACUGUUUCUGUGCAAUUCAAGAACUUGAAUGGUUCUCGUGAAGAUUUGAGUGGCAACCAGUCUUGCAAGCUGGUAAAUGGAGAAAGAGGACAGUUUGAAGUGAAAAUCAAGGAGAAUAAUUUCGUAUUCUACUGCUCUGUCAUUGAAAUAGCUGGACUCGAAUCGGUGUACACUGUGGCGUUCAGUGCUCAAGGAAUGGGAAGUAAUGUCCUAAGGCAAAGCGCGCAAGCAUAUUUGCUGCUUGUGUUCUUGUUUGUUAUUGUAGUAGUUUCGCUAUGUGCUUUCAUUAUCAUAGUCUUCAAAGCUGCAAAAAGAGAGAUGUUUUUGUGUGCUGCUCUGAUCAAACAAGUGGAAUCAACUAAUCAAGCAGAGAGGAAAAGUAUAACAAAGAGUCUCGCAUUUGCUGCUGCAAGUCAUGACAUUCGUAAUGGUUUUGGAAUUAUAACUUGUCUGAUAAACCACUGUCUGAAUGAGGCAUCCCCAGAUUCUGAGACUGCAUCUAACCUGCAGCUCAUCAAUAAUGAAACCACAAGCCUUUUAGAUAUUGAAGCACUUGAGCCUGUUAAAUAUUAA
Nicotiana tabacum (common tobacco) is the source of this 1377-nucleotide messenger RNA. RefSeq names its product histidine kinase CKI1-like. The record is from RefSeq and is a predicted model, not a curated record. NCBI's taxonomy places the organism in Eukaryota, Viridiplantae, Streptophyta, Magnoliopsida, Solanales, Solanaceae.